Messenger RNA from Aphanomyces astaci, 1142 nucleotides. RefSeq lists its product as hypothetical. The record is from RefSeq and is a predicted model, not a curated record. The transcript has a single exon. Bases 13 to 1086 code for a protein of 357 amino acids. Lineage: Eukaryota; Oomycota; Saprolegniomycetes; Saprolegniales; Verrucalvaceae.
UGUCAUUGCAACAUGCCUGUGAAUCCGACGUCGAUUCGGGCGCUUCUUGCCGUGAAUGCGGGCCUCAUCUACGCCAGUGGACUCUUUGUGUACAUGGGAUCGGCAGCCCUCGACAGCAUAUCGCGAGCCGUGUCCGCUGGCACGAUUCUCCCUGACUCCGCAGUGUUCAUCGUUGUUGUGGGUGUGUUGGGCAUGUUCUCAGGGGUGUAUGGUGCUUACACUACAAACCACCGAUCCGAAACGCACUUGAGUCGUGUGGCCAAAGCCAUGGCGUUGGUUUCAUUGCUGUUUCUGACCAGCUUUGCCUUGAGUUUGGUAAUGUACCUACAAUCGAAGCGGUGGUUGAGAGUCUACCCAUACAACUCGUACAGCUCGUUUAUGCCAGAGUCCCGAGUCGCGUAUGAGACAGCGUUUAGCGGCCUCGUGUGUCCCAUUACGCUUGGGUUUGCCUGUCACGGCCAACCCAUGGCCGUCCAAAUGGAGAGUAGCGAAGGCUACUAUUCAGUCCAAAGAAUCCUCAUGCCAUCGACGCCUUCUGAAAAGUGGACCCAGUACUCGUACAAACCGCACGGAUGGUAUGGUGUGAACGAGUCCGUGGCGUCGGCUUUGACGAUGGUGCCGCGAAACUCGGGCCGGUUCAUCGACUUGUGCUCAAACGUCACAGGCCGCAUGGAGGCGCUAGGACCGGCCAAAACUUUGGCCGCCGAACUCAAACGAGCGUGCCGCGUGUGCGCGUCGGUCGCCCCCGUAAACGAACUGCCUUCGUGGAUGGAUACGUAUCCGCGAGAUUACAACAAGCGAUAUAUGGACAUUUAUGCAUUUGUGUCGCCCGCGUGGACGAAGGAAUGCAUGCAACGACUCGACUGGGGCGCCAUGCUGGGUGGUGGCUAUUCUAGAUAUUCGACCACGUACAACUUGUACGGCUCCAGUUCGGUCCCCCUGUCGUCCGUGUUUUUGUCCAAAUGGUCCAGCUUCGCAUUGGCCAUAUGCGUGAGCAGUGGAUUUCUCGGUGUCGUAAGCGCGUUGUUGGCGUACGAAGCCCAGCGAACCGUCAAGGAGUUGCCGCCAGCCAGUCGACCGAAUUGAUGGAAAUCUUUAGUAUGUCGAAAAUAUAAGUCUUGCGGAAUCGAGUUGAAAUGGUG